Molecule: messenger RNA, 2337 nt
Organism: Danio aesculapii
Lineage: Eukaryota; Metazoa; Chordata; Actinopteri; Cypriniformes; Danionidae
Gene: sox11b
Product: SRY-box transcription factor 11b
Biological process (GO): neuron differentiation; anatomical structure morphogenesis; negative regulation of transcription by RNA polymerase II
Molecular function (GO): RNA polymerase II cis-regulatory region sequence-specific DNA binding; DNA-binding transcription activator activity, RNA polymerase II-specific
Source: RefSeq, a predicted model, not a curated record
GUUAAGAAGGCAGUCGGUAACUUUGUAAAGAGGUUUGACUCGGAGUGCGGCAGCUGCUAGAGUCUAUCAAGAGGGAAAAGUGUCUUUGAACAUGGUGCAGCAGACAGAGCACAGCGAGACGGAGAGUGGCGUGUCGCGAGAGACCACAGACACAGAGGAGAGCGAAAUGAUGGCGUGCAGCCCUGUGCCACCGAAACCGGACUGGUGCAAGACAGCCACCGGCCACAUCAAACGACCCAUGAAUGCGUUUAUGGUGUUCCAAAUCGAGAGGAGAAAAAUCAUGGAGCAGUCUCCAGACAUGCACAACGCAGAGAUCUCCAAAAGGCUGGGGAAGCGGUGGAAAAUGCUGAAGGACAGCGAAAAGAUUCCCUUUAUCCGCGAAGCCGAGCGGCUCCGGCUCCAACACAUGGCCGACUACCCCGACUACAAAUACAGACCCAAGAAAAAACCAAAGCUCGACAGCUCGUCAAAACCAGCAGUGCAGUCGCCGGAGAAGAUCAGCAAAAGUGUCAAAGCAGCCGCAGGGAAGAAGUGCGCCAAACUCAAGCCCAGCAAACCGGGGAACAUUACCGCGAGAGCAUCCACACAAGACUGCAGAUUCAACUAUGUUUUCACAAACUUAAAAGUGACCAAGUCUAUCAAAAGGGAACUUACUGACGACGAAGACGACGACGACGAUGAUGACGACGACGACGAGGAGGACGACUACGAGGACGAGGAGCACAUCAGGCUGCACAACGUCCCCGCGAGCCCCACGCUGAGCUCCGCCGCGGAGUCCGAGCAUGGCGCGAGCAUGUACGAGGAGUCCCGGCACACGAGCGCGACUCCCGGCAGCAGACUGUUUUACAACUUCAAGAACAUUACCAAGCAGAGCGCAGCUUACCCUGCCUCGGUGUCACCAGCAUCUUCUUUCAGGUCAGUCUCCUCUUCGUCAAGCAGCUCCAGCGAGGACUCCGACGACUUGCUGGUGGACUUCAGUUUGAACUUAGCGGCGGGCUCUCACACCGCGGACUUGGGGAACACUUCAGGAAACCUUUGCCUCUCUCUGGUGGAUAAAGAUUUGGACUCGUUCAGCGAGGGCAGCCUCGGUUCUCACUUCGAGUUCCCGGACUAUUGCACUCCCGAGCUCAGUGAGAUGAUCGCGGGGGACUGGCUGGAGGCGAACUUUUCAGACCUAGUUUUCACUUACUAACUGACAAACUCCUCCAUGACCAAGGAGGCAUUGCGCAUCUUCAGGUUAUUUUUUGACUCUGCCUCGGUGGUUGUCCCAGAGGAAAGUGCGUUACGAGACGUGUAACGUUAAGAAAAAAGUGACAACAUGGUCCAAACAUUGACUGUGCUGUGUGUGUAUGGCAAGCUCUUUUAACAUUUACUCCUCGAAACUGCAUGGUAUGGUUUUAUUUGACCAUCACUAAAAUGCUAAUGAAUUACACACUAGGACUUAUUUUAUUUCUUUAGGAAAAUUACUUUAUUAUUUUGCUGCUAUUCACUAUCACUUAUGGCAAGUAAUUCUUCUGCUAUUCAUUUUAACAAAUUGUAACGUGUUUUCCCAGCUGGUUUAAAUGUUAUUGCUGGUAUAUUCUCCAAUUUUGCCUGUACCUAAUACUACUACUAAUAAUCCAUUCAAUUUUGUACUAAUAUAGUAUAGUGACCUGAAGAAUUAAAUUAGUGUAUUAUAUAAAUACAUUUCUAGUAAAAUUGAGACUCUAACCACUAUCGAAUCACUAAUAAGUACAAGUCACUUGAAGAAAAAUGGAUGCCAGUUAGUUAAAAAGCAGUAAAUGUUAAAGUAGCUUGCCAUAAUGUGUGGUUAUUCUGUCGGGUUGCAGUGAAACUGCUUAAACUGUGGUGGAGCGCAAAAUGUAAAAUCUGAACUAUGCAUUCCCAUCCCACCCGUAUCUCUACAGGGAGCUGGCAAAUGGCUGCUUGACUGAAUGGAGGCAAUUCUGAAACACUGUUCAGGAUGGAACUUUUUCUGAGGUCUUAUGUAAUUUCUGUACGCCACAAAUGUUUCUUUUUUUCUAUCCGGUUCAGUAUGGGAAUAUUUUAAGCAGAUAACCACUCUAGAACACACAGGUAUGGCAGGAAGCAUUUUGAUACAUGACCAACAUACCUCAUCUUUUUAAAAAAAAAAAAGUAAAAUAUUUUCUGGCAUAUUUUUGUACAGUUAAAGGGAAUGUUCUUACUGUGCUUUAAGUGAGGUUUCUUCAGGCACUUCAACCCGGUUUCAUUUGUAAAAGCAUGCAAGAAUUAAACUGAGAAGUCAACUUGCAUUUAAAUGCCUGGCUAUUAUUUUACUCAAGGCAAAUGUACAGCUGUAGAUCUGAAACGUUUCUA